CAAUAACAUAUAUACGGACGAGUUUUAACUUUUUGUUCCAUUUCCAAAUAUUCAGCGAAAAUUACUGGCAAUAUCUAAUAUUUCUAAUCGAACUUAUCCGUUUCUAGUGAACUGCAUACAUUCUGCCAGUACGGAAAGGACUACACUUUACUAUCGAAAACUUAUCUGCACUUAGCAUAUCUUCGUUGGACGUUUCCCAGUUAUAACUCACUGAACAUAAACAUUUGAUAUUUCAUUGUGUGCUUAAAAAUCUUGCAGUGAGUGUUAAAUUUUAAAAAAAACCAAGCAAAUUGGAAAAUGGAAAAUAAGGAAAGUGUAGCUUGCUGCCUUGCGCAAAAUAACAAUGACUUUUCAAGAGCAAGCCACACGCGCAUAUUUGUUUGUCCUACAACUGGAGGAAAGCUUGAACUCAAAGUGUCAGGAAACGAAACUGUGCAAGGACUGAAAUAUUUUAUUUCAAGAAAACUGCGUAUUCAACAUGAGAGGAUCAAGUUACUGCAUAGAAACAGAUUACUGAACCAUGGAACUCUAAGAGAAAAUAACGUAACAGAUAACAGCAAAAUUACUCUUAUACCGCAUUUAGAAAGUGGAUUAACAUUUCAGAAGGAUAACUCCAAUGUUUUAAAAGCUUUAGAAAGUUUAACUGAUUCUCAGGUGAAUGAUUUCCUGUCUGGAAAAGCACCAUUAGUGCUGGGAAUGAGAGUAGCUGACCACAUUGUGUUCAUUCAACUCCAACUAUCAACGUACCAAAGUCGAAGACAUCACCGUCCAGCACCUGUUAAAGUCCCAUCUAAUUCUUCUGUCAAAGAUCAUCAAGAAGUUCCUUCACCAACAACUACUCCUGAUCAUAACAGCUUCACAAACUACAGACAAUAUGAACACUGUGUGAAGAAUACAGAUUUAUCAUCAAAUCAUCCAUCCUCACCAUCACAACAUAACUCUGGUGCAGUUAUUCACAGAAUGCAACAUCUUGGUCAAGGCAUAUACUCAGGGACAUUUUCAGGUGUUUUAGACCCUUCUGUUCAAGAGAGAGAUGGGCAGCCAAGACGUAAUAUUAGUACAAUAGCAAAUAUAUUGAAUGAUCUGUUAGGAGCAUCUCCCAGCAUAGAUAUAGCUAGGGCUGGAUCUUUAAGAGACCAGUUAAAUAAGACUACCUCAAAGACUCAAGACACAGUUCAACAAGAGAAUGUGAAAGAUGACCCUGUUUUGAGAGAAAAGGUUGAACAGCUACAAAGGAUGAUGGGAGAUAGGAAAAAGAGAAGACAAAAUAGAAGACAAACUAUUGCACCUUACAUCAUAGAAUCAAGACACCAAGAAAAUAAAGAAAGCAUUUGUGAAAAAGCAGACAUUAUCACAACAAAAGAAUCAGAAACUUUAGCUGUCUGAACAGUUCACAAAUUUCAAGUUGGUUUUCCCCAUGAAACUGACAUAACUUUUGUUAUUGUCAGUUAAUUCUGACUUUAGAAUUUGUCAGUUUUACAAACCAGUGGUUGUUGUAUUAAGUGGGUUUUAAUAUUACAUAAGAAGUCAUCAUGGUUACUGAUGACAAGAAAGCCAAAGAAAGAACAUGUUCUGUCAUGCAAAAGUAUCAAUGUGUGCUGUGAUCUUUUUCAGAGUCAUUAACUGGUUGAAAUUCAUUUUGGUUAAGAACUCUUGACUGGUUUUUCCAUUUUGUAUAUAUUUAUUUGUAUGCAACUAAGCUAAGAAAGAUAACUCCUGUCCAAUUUAUGCCAUGAAUUUUUUGAAUUUUUUUGUUCAAUAGGAAGUUUUGAAUUUUUUUAUAGAGACAUAAUUUUUGUUGUAUUGUCUUUUUUAUAUCCAUGAUUCUACAAUUUACAAUCAUAAGCAGUUGAAUUUAAGUAACAUAAACACACCAAAAUAUUAAUCUGUUCAUGCAUUAAAGAUUAAUAAAAAUUUGUUAAAAAUAAUUUUAUGUUGUGUGAACAAGCAUUUCAAACUUUUUUUACCACCCAACAAGAACCAUAUAUAGUGUUUCUGUAACUUGUAUUUCUGGUACCAAUAUUUUUAUUGUUAGUGCAUUCGGUCCAUAAUGUUUGUUGUCUAAAUGUUAAUACUUCAUGUCUUGUGAAUUUUAUGUCUGGUAAACAAAUUCAUAUAAUUUUAUCUAUUACCAUAAUAUAUAAGUUAUUUCCUUUAUUGAUUCACUGGUUCAAGAUUGAACAAUUUCAUACAUGUUACUAUUGUGAGACACAUUGUAGGCAAUAUACUGCUUCGCAAACAUAUGUGUUACUUUUUUUCAACAAGCUGUUUCUAACUUGACUGCAAUAAUGAAUUUGUUUUAAAUCAUAAUGACCAAGGAAAAAUAAUAUUUGGUAACUCUACAAUUAACAGUAUAUCAGGGGUUUAAAUUGAAUUAUAUGUAUUAGUCUUAUCAUUAAUCAUGUAAAACAUUACACUUUAAUGCAAAGACAGUUUGAAUCGCCUGCCGUCGUGGUACAAUUAGGCCAGUAUUGUUUUUAUAACUCAGUCUGUUCAUCAGACUUAGCUUGUUGUUUUGAUUCUAUGCACUGAAAUUGAAUAUUUCUGCAAAACUCUGUAGCAGUAAAGACCUAGUCUGGCUACUUCUGCAUCUUGCUCUACUAUUAUUUGUUUUCAUUCAGAAAUUUAGGCUGUGAUAGAAGCCAAUGUUAGAAUUUCUACUAAUAUGGGACAAGUAGUUUAAGGCAUGGUUAAUUUUGAUCCUAGGUUAAAUGGAACAUACAUAAAUGAGCUUGAUCAUUGUCGAAAUUUAAGAUUUUUGUAAAAGAAAGUCAAGGGGCUAUAACUCCUGCAAUAAUUUAAGGAUCAAGCAGUAGCAUACUAGAUCAACAAUAUAUCCAACAGCACAAGUAUAGAAAAUAUCAGUUAAAAAUCAUAUGCCAAAUGUUCAUAAAACGAACGGACAGAAAGAAAAUUAUAGAUUGCUACUUUAUCAAGAUAUUGGGUUAGUAAAAGGUAAAAAAAACCAACUAAUAAUUGAUAUUGUUUUGUUGUCUUAGAAAUUUUUCUUGAGUAGUUUCUCUAUGACACCAGCAGACUAGGUCUUUUUCCUGUAGCCAAAACAACUGACAUGUACACAUUAAAUACAUUUACUUAUAAUAAUACAUAUGUGUUAACAUGAAGAGAGUGAAUUAUUAUUAGAGGAAGAAACAUUGCUAACAUUAUAUGCUCAUUUUAGUUACACCUAGGGGAAAUAUUUAUAUUUGUAUAUAUGAAUGUUGUGAUGAUUUAAAAUAUAACAAUGUGCAAUGUAAAAAUCAUACUGUGAUACAAUUACAGAAUAUGAAUAAGAUAGAGAAUUCUUACCCAGCAAUACAUGGUCUAGUAGACAUCCAAUACACAAUAGUCAAUCUAAAUGCAUUCUAAGAAUGUGUAUUCACAGACUUUUUAUCACUCUUAUUUUUAUAUUAAAACAACAAUAAUUGGAAGUUUGCUAGACCAAAAUUUUCCUUAUAAUAUUUAUUGUUGACAGAAUGUAAAAUAUUUAAGCAUAACUUAUUGUUCCUAUUAUAUUAUAACUAAAUGUUGUUCUGUGGGCUUAAUAUAAAUUAAUAUUUUUAAUUUAUUAAACCUUUUACUCUUUAUAGAUGUUGUUGCAUUUAGAUAAUUAAACUUCAUAGUAAUUUACUCUAGUUCUUUGGAAUAUAAAAUGAUGGAAAACUA
This is a messenger RNA of Mytilus californianus (California mussel), 3663 nucleotides long. Its product is annotated as midnolin homolog. The coding region runs from base 298 to 1386 and encodes 362 amino acids. The record is from RefSeq and is a predicted model, not a curated record. The transcript has 7 exons. NCBI's taxonomy places the organism in Eukaryota, Metazoa, Mollusca, Bivalvia, Mytilida, Mytilidae. Gene Ontology annotation, cellular component: nucleus. Gene Ontology annotation, molecular function: protein binding.